Messenger RNA from Notolabrus celidotus (New Zealand spotty), 1444 nucleotides. RefSeq names its product ubiquitin carboxyl-terminal esterase L3 (ubiquitin thiolesterase) (gene uchl3). Gene Ontology annotation, cellular component: cytoplasm. The transcript has 9 exons. Gene Ontology annotation, molecular function: cysteine-type deubiquitinase activity. Gene Ontology annotation, biological process: protein deubiquitination; ubiquitin-dependent protein catabolic process. Bases 91 to 789 code for a protein of 232 amino acids. NCBI's taxonomy places the organism in Eukaryota, Metazoa, Chordata, Actinopteri, Labriformes, Labridae. The record is from RefSeq and is a predicted model, not a curated record.
CCGGAAGUGAUUUCCAGCUGUCAAACAGAUUCUGGUAAAUCAGUUUCAGCCCACAGAGGAACGGAAAAUAUUUACUGAAGUAACUCCAACAUGGACUCUCCUCGCUGGUUGCCCUUGGAGUCAAAUCCAGAAGUCAUGAACAAGUUUGUCAAUUGCUUGGGUAUGAAACCAACCUGGCAAUUUGGAGAUGUGUAUGGAUUGGAUCCGGAGCUUCUCAGCAUCGUACCAAGACCAGUGUGCGCAGUGCUGCUUCUCUUCCCCGUGACUGAGAAGUAUGAGGCAUUCAAGCAAGAAGAGGAAGAGAAACUGAAGCAUCAGCCACAGGAGCUUUCUCCUGAUGUCUUCUUCAUUAAGCAAACUAUUGGAAACGCCUGUGGAACAAUAGGGUUAAUUCAUGCAGUGGCAAACAACCAGCCUCACCUGGAAUUUGAGUCCAACUCAGCUCUUAAGAAGUUUAUUGAACAAACUACGAAGAUGAAUCCAGAGGAGAAGGCUGCAUUUCUAGAAAAAGAUGAGAGUAUACGUGUCACACAUGAGUCCAGUGCACAGGAGGGACAGACUGAGGCCCCAAGUUUAGACGAGAAAGUGAACCUGCAUUUUAUAGCUUUUGUGAAUGUCGGAGGACAUUUAUAUGAACUGGAUGGCCGUAAGCCUUUCCCAAUCGUCCACACGAAGACUUCGGAGGAUACUUUCCUCGAGGAUGCUGUAGAGGUUUGUAAGAUCUUCAUGGCUCGUGACCCUCAGGAGGUUCGUUUCACCAUCAUUGCCCUCUCCAAAGAUUCAUACUGAUGAAACUCCCUCGUGACCCCAGAAAACAAAGGAAGCAUGACUGCCAAAUAUUCUCAAGUGCUGACUUAAUUGGAAAUUUCUUCUUUUUUUUUCUAAAUGCUUUAGCAAGUGAUUUGUGGAAAAAAAUGUGAUGUCAGGGAAAUCAUUCAGAGGAGCAUUGUUGUUGUUCUUCGCUUGUUUUGGUCGGAGGAAUUUGGGUGCUGCUUUGUGGCUAAAAAAAGUAUCUAGUUACGAUCAAAAUCUUCCAGUUUCUCACUGCUAAGACAUCAUCACGGUUAUACAGAUGUCAGCUGUAUAACAGUGACAUUGCACUACAGUUUGUUUAAAUGGCUUAUUUGGCUUUCAGUUAAAAGUAUUUUCCACGUCACUGAGGGAUCUUCAGAUUUGUUUUUGAUCACGUCUAACCACUUGGUCAAAACCUGCUGAAGACACAUGUUUUGCAAAGCUUUCAUUGGAGUUAUGGCUUACAAGAAACAGACAGGCUUAAUGCUGUUGUAUGCAGUAAUGGGGUUAUAAAAAGCUCAUCAAAAAUUAAAGGUCUCCUUUAAGUGAGGCUCACUGAAACAUGAAGACUGUACAUCUGCUGGAAGGUGCCUACAUUUUUGUAAUGAGAAUCAAAUUCUGACAAAUAAAAGGCAAAUUUGAUAAAAUCGCA